Molecule: messenger RNA, 5505 nt
Organism: Emericellopsis atlantica
Lineage: Eukaryota; Fungi; Ascomycota; Sordariomycetes; Hypocreales; Bionectriaceae
Exons: 5
Coding region: 1-5505 (1834 amino acids)
Cellular component (GO): membrane
Molecular function (GO): transporter activity; ATP hydrolysis activity; ATP binding
Source: RefSeq, a predicted model, not a curated record
AUGCAGCUGCCAUGGGCAGGGCAUGACAAUCAUGCAGCUCUCCUCCCUACGGCCAGUAUACCGACCAUAAGCGGUCUGACUGGCGAGCCAUCCGAUACCGAGAAACCUCCAACGCGACCUCGCCACGUCAGGACCACGUCGACGCAGGCUCGGAGUCUAGCAGAUGAAUUCUCCUACAUGACGCCUAGCGAGGCGGCUGCCCGGCUUCGAACCUCCCUAUCACAGGGACUUCAUCCGAACGAUGCUCUAAAGCGACUUGGCGAAUACGGCCCGAACGAGAUUCCCCAUGACCCCCCCGAACCUAUAUGGUUGCGCUUCGUCAAGCAGUUCCAAGAGCCUUUGAUUCUACUUCUCCUGGCGUCUGCUGGUACGUCGCUCUUGCUAGGCAAUACCGACGAUGCCCUCAGCAUCGCGGUCGCAGUGACCAUUGUGGUCUCUGUGGGAUUUGUUCAGGAAUAUCGGUCCGAGAAGUCUAUCGAGGCGCUCAACCACCUCGUACCGAAUCACGCCCAUCUUGUUCGGGGACCUGGAAGCAAGUCAGCGAGCAUGGCGCGAACGCCAACGUGGCCUCCACCAAGCGAAGAGCGCGCCCCUACGCCGGGAACCACAACGCCUGUGGAGGCAGUACUCGAUUCUGCCUCGUCAAAGGUCAUGGCCUCGCAACUGGUGCCCGGGGACUUGGUGUUAUUCACAACGGGUGACCGCAUUCCGGCCGAUAUACGUGUUACCAAGGCUUCGGAUCUCUCCAUCGACGCGUCCAACCUGACGGGCGAGACUGAGCCGGUCUGCAUCGGCUCAGAGGCUCGCACCCGCAAUGUGAGCUCCUAUGGGCUCAUACCACAACCGCCAAGUAAAGCAGCACUUGCGCCCGGGGAUUCUCGUGCUGGUGCUUCGGAGCCUGACCAGAACGUGGUUGCCAUGGGAACUUUGGUGAAGUCGGGGCAUGGUCAGGGUAUAGUGUUUGCGACUGGUGGCCACACGCACUUUGGCACAAUUGCCGCGAGUGUAUCGGGCACCGAAAGCCCACGGUCGCCUCUACAGCUUUCCAUGGAUGAUCUGGGUUCGCAGUUGAGCAAAGCUUCUUUCGUGGUCAUUGGACUGAUCUCCCUUGUCGGCUGGUUGCAGGGGAAGAAGCUGCUCGAAAUCUUCACCAUCUCGAUAUCACUGGCCGUGGCUGCCAUCCCUGAAGGUUUACCGAUCAUCGUCACGGUCACGCUGGCUCUGGGUGUCCAUCGCAUGGCUAAGCUCAAUGCGAUUGUACGCCGGAUGCCCAAGGUUGAGACUUUGGGAUCAGUCAACGUUGUUUGCACUGAUAAAACUGGAACGUUGACGACAAAUCACAUGACGACUGCCAAAAUCUGGUACUUUGGCGCACAGGAUGCCCUCGAUGUCCAGUCAGACGACGAAGACACUGAAGAGGAGCCUACAGCCGCCUCGCUGCGCAUUAUGCGCAUUGGAAACAUUGCAAACAAUGCAAGACUCGGUCAGAAGUUUACGGAGAACGGCGCAGCUACGAACGCUGUUCUUUCUUCAACUAUGGGUCGGGGCGAUGCCAAUAUGCAUACGAGAUGGGUCGGCCAGCCCACGGAUGUAGCCAUGCUCGACCUUCUAGACCGAUUCAAGGAGCACGAUGUACGCGACUCGAUUGGCCCUCGCGUGCUCGAGACGCCUUUCAGCUCUGAGCGGAAGUACAUGGGAGUAGUCAUCGGCGGCGACUCGAAGAACGAUAGGGAGUUUGCAUACAUGAAGGGCUCGAUCGAGAAGGUCAUUGCUGCUUGCGACACGUACCUGGACAAGGAUGGGCGAGAGAUCGUACUGGACGCGUCUCGCCGCAACGAUGCCAUGCAGGCUGCAGAGGCCAUGGCGGUCAAGGGACUCCGAGUCAUUGCCUUUGCGAGCGGCCAUGUUAGAUGGUCGAAGAACAAGUCGAACCGCAAUGGCACCCCUAGCGCAGAAGCAGCAAUUCCGCGUGGCGAAGAUGUGUACAAGGGACUGACGUUUGCUGGUCUCGUGGGAAUGAGGGACCCGCCUCGCCCGGGCGUGGGCCGCUCGAUCAGGAGGUUGAUGAGAGGAGGAGUCAAGGUCAUCAUGAUCACUGGCGAUGCCGAGACCACAGCCCUUGCCAUUGGCAAGCAGCUAGGCAUGAACGUGGCUACGCCGAGCGCCCACACCAAAGGGCAGUCAACUGUGCGGUCUGUCAUGAGUGGUGAUGAGGUUGACGAGUUGUCCGAGUUCGACCUGGCUCAAGCCAUGGAGCACACGACCAUCUUUGCGCGAACCAAUCCAGACCAUAAGCUCAAGAUCAUCCGCGCUCUGCAGUCAAGGGGCGAUAUUGUCGCAAUGACUGGCGAUGGUGUCAACGACGCUCCGGCUUUGAAAAAAGCAGACAUUGGUAUAGCAAUGGGACGCAACGGCACUGAUGUUGCCAAGGAGGCUGCGGACAUGAUCCUCACAGAUGACGACUUUUCAACCAUUUUGCGAGCCAUUGAAGAGGGCAAAGGCAUCUUCAACAACAUCCAGAACUUCUUGACGUUCCAGUUGAGCACAAGCGCAGCUAGUUUGUCGCUGGUCUUCCUGUGCACAUGUUUUGGUUUCAAGAAUCCGCUUAACGCCAUGCAGAUUCUUUGGAUCAAUAUCAUUAUGGACGGCCCUCCAGCUCAGUCUCUGGGAGUCGAAAGGGUCGACCCUGAUGUCAUGAACAAGCCGCCACGCAAGCGCAAUGACCCUGUCUUGACCGAGGCCCUGAUUAAACGAGUGCUGACUUCCGCUACGAUUAUCAUGCUCGGCACCAUGCUUGUCUACCUUCGGGAGAUGCGCGACGGCGAGGUAACGAAACGCGACACCACCAUGACCUUUACGUGUUUCGUCUUCUUUGACAUGUUCAAUGCGUUAGCAUGUCGAUCAGAGUCGAAAUCAGUACUGCGCGGAGAGGUCGGUCUGACCUCGAACAACCUUUUCGACUGGGCAGUGUCGCUCAGCGUCAUUUGUCAGUUGCUGGUCAUUUAUUUCCCAUGGCUACAGUCCACGUUCCAGACAGAGGGCGUUGGAUUUUUCGACCUGGUCAGACUCGUGUUCCUUACAGUUUGCCUCCCGCCAAUGUCUGCCCAUUCCUACGGCGCCGCCCCUCACGACAAUGGCAUUGUCGCAACAGCAGCAGCAGCUCCCGCCGCCAUAGCGAAUGCCACCUCUGAAGUCGAACUCCGCGCUGCCCUAUCAGACCUUCAUGCCCGCGAAACAACGAUCACGAAACGACUCGAUGGCUUGGUAUCCUCGCAGGCGAACCUCUCGCGGGACUUGGGCCGGCUGGACCUUCUCAGAGCUGGCCUGAGUGCGCAGGUCAUUGCCGCAAGGAGCAUCAGCAAUGACAUGCUCUCGACGGCCGCCGAUACGGCGGGCAGGCUCAGCAAUCGGGUCAAAGAGUUGGAUCUGGAGAAGAGUCGGGUGGAGGAUACCCUGCGUGUCGUCGAGCAGGUCGCGGAGCUCAAGGCCUGUGUGCAUGGCGUGGUAGGCUCCAUGGGCGCACCGCAAGAUUGGGAGGCAGCAGCCGGCUACCUGGAUCGUGCGUCCCGCGUGCCCGAGGAGAUUGCGCGGGGAGCCUUCGCGGCCAGCAUCGUACCCAAUGUGGAGGUUCCGGAUGCUCCCUGGGUGACGCUCGAGAACAGCAGGGAGAGCCUGUGCGGGCUGUUUCUCAGAGAGUUUGAGAAGGCGGCAAGCGAAGGCGACGGAACCAAGGUGACGAGAUUCUUCAAGCUGUUCCCCCUGAUUGGGCGUGCCGACGUUGGCCUGGAUGUCUAUGGGCGCUACGUCUGCCAGGGCGUUGCCGGGACGGCGAGGGCGACGCUCAAGGACGGCUUUGGCGGCAGCGUGCGCAAGGAGGGCCUUUUCUAUGCAAACGCGCUGACCAAGCUGUUUGAGCACAUUGCGCAGAUCGUGGAGGGUCACGGCGGCCUUGUGGAGCGCCACUACGGCUCCGGCAAGAUGGUGCGCGUGAUAGAGCGUCUGCAGAUGGAGGCCGAUGUCCAGGGCGGCAUCAUCCUCGACACCUGGAGCGAUGAAAGGAAUAUUGACAGGAAGCUGACCGACGUCAAAAGCUAUCCCUUCUCAUUCCUUGUCCAAAGCUUUCUACCACAACCACCCAAGGGCGCCACACCCAGAGUGAACUCACCAGCUGUGGGCGCAGGGGCGAACGUUCGAAGCAGCGAGGACGAAGGUGUCAAUAUGAAGGAGGUGGAUGGGUUGCUCAAUGAGAUUGCCAUUAUGCUUGGGCGAUGGUCAUUAUACACAAGAUUCCUCGCAGGCAAAUGCAUCCCCACACACACAGCAGAAGAUCCCACUUUGACCGUGCCGGAGGUCCUGAUUAAGUCAGCGCUAUACCGCAAAGUCACGGGCAAGCUCGUCAGCCCGUACAAUGUCAUGUCGACAUUCUUCUUCCGCCGAUCAGUCGAGAAGGCGUUCCAGCUCGACGAGUACCCUAGUGGGUUGUCACUCAGUCUCAACAGACCCAUUGACGGCAAUGCGCCUUUUAUUAUCCUGGCAGUGGACGAUGUCAUGUACAUUGUCAAUGCAGUCAUUCAAAAAUCGAUAUCAACCUCCCAGAGAGACAUCAUUGCCUCUGUCGUCCCUACCAUCGGGAGGGUUCUCAGUUCGGAUUUCGUGGGUAUGAUCCAACGCAAGAUGCGAGACGAGUCGUACCCCAAGCCUAUCGUUCAGGGAGGAUUUCCACCGGAAGACAAGAUCAUACAAUUUAUUGUGUUGAUCAACAGUCUGGACAUGGCCAACGAAUAUCUGACGAGAAUCAUACAAGGAGGUCUAGGCGUCAAUGACGGCGCAGUAAAUGGUGUCCCGACGCAGGGUCCCUUGAAAGACGCCUUUCCGUUCGAAAGGGACGUCGCAUUUGUCGCCAAUGCGCUCAGCACACUCGAGUCAACCUUUGUGGCCAAAACUACCGAACUACUCAACGAGGGAAUCCAGGUACUAUUCAACCAGGUUGUCAAGCUGCGUUUGCGGCCUGUUCUUACGGAUACAUUCCGCGAUGCGGACUACACUCUCGUGGAAGACGAGAUUGCCGAGCUGGCCCGCCAGAAUGACGAGGACGAGGAUGAAUACUUGGCACAGGUACCUCGCCGCUUCGAGCACGGAUGGGAUCUGCUUAUGAAGUCGAUCGCCCGUCUGAUGACGCCUGCCACAUUCAGCAGUCUGCUGGACCUUACGGCCCGCUAUCUCUCCAAGGUUCUGGAGAAGAGGAUAUUGAGCCCCUCGGCAAGGACCAACCCGUACGGAGCCAUACGUAUGGAACGAGACUUUACAGCCAUCGUCAACACAGUAUCUGGGGGCGACUAUGUGGUCAGAGAGGUGUUUGCCAAAGUGACGCAGCUACUCAUGGUGGCGAACAUGGAAGACGAUGAGUGGGAGGAAAUUCAAGAGCUAGGCGAUGAAGAUGGCAUUGACUGGGUCUUGACAGAGGAUGAAAGGAAAAAGGCGCGGAGUUUGGUCAGGAUAUUGUAG